UCACAUGUAAAUUACAUGUCUGUGUGAGGAGUAUGAAGAUUCUGGUGGCCUCGGGCAGUUCCAGGUAUUAUAUAAGCAUGGGGGGCCCUGUAACUCUCGCCAGCUAGUCUGCCCUCCCUCAGCGGCGCUGCACACCUGCUCUCCGUCUCAGCUCAGUCAGGAGAGACCAAACUCUGCAGAGAUGCCUCCUCCCGGUGUGUGUCUGAACAUCAUGGGCUCCCGUAGCAAGAGCGAAGGUUACGGGGGCAUCGCCAACCCGGAGAAGUUCUUAAACCAGGACUACCAGCAUCUGAAACAGUACUGCCUCAUCAAAGGCGUGCGGUACAUCGACGACAUGUUCCCACCUGACAGGAGGUCCAUCGGUCAGGGGAUUCUGAGCCCCUCGGACCUGAACCGGGUGGAGUGGCUGAGACCAGCGAAAAUUGCCCCCAACCCGUCCUUCGUGCUCGAUGGGAUCUCCAGGUUUGACUUCGGUCAAGGACUGGUUGGAAAUUGCUGGUUUCUGGCAUCUAUUGGAGCUUUGACCUUCCAGAAUGACAUCCUCGGGCACGUUGUCCCUCUUGAUCAAGCUUUUGAUGAGAACUACUGCGGCCUUUUCCACUUCAGGUUUUGGAGGUUCGGCAGGUGGGUGGACGUUUUGAUUGAUGACAAGCUGCCCACAAUCAACGGCAGACUGAUCUUUGUUCACUCUAAAGAUCCUAAUGAGUUCUGGCCUGCCCUGAUGGAAAAGGCCUACGCUAAGGUCUGUGGGUCGUACACUGACAUGAAUGCUGGAACUCCAGCGGAGGCUAUGAUGGACUUCACCGGUGGUAUUCACAUGUGUGUUGACCUGUCCAGUCCGCCCCAUAACCUGUGGCAGCUGAUGUGCAGAGCUGGCAAGUCCAGCACUCUGAUGGGCUGCGGUACUCCUCAGGGUGAAACGUCUGCAAACACAGUCAUGCAGAAUGGACUGGUCCAGGGCCAUGCCUACACUGUGACUGGGGUCAAACAGCUUAUGACUCGAGAGAAAACAGUGAACCUGGUGCGUUUAUGGAACCCCUGGGGCAAAGGAGAGUGGAGCGGAGCCUGGAGUGAUAAGUCCCCUCUGUGGCAGAACGUGAGUCCUCAGGACCGGGAAAUGUGUCUGUCAGUGGCUGAUGACGGAGAGUUUUGGAUGAAUAUGGAAGACUUCUGUGAGUUCUACACAGAUCUUGACAUCUGUGGUUUGAGUCCAGACUUCCUGGAGAGCGACUCUGGUUGCCCCUGGAAGACCUCCAUGUACGAGGGCCGAUGGGUAGCAGGAACCACUGCUGGAGGCUGCAUGAAUAACAAAGACAGUUUCUGGACCAAUCCACAAUAUCGAAUCAAGAUCCGUGGUGAAUGUUCUGGGAAGGAGUGUGACAAAAACUUGCUGGUGUCUCUCAUGCAAAAGCCCGACAAGAGGAACAGACGCCUGGUGCAAAGCCUCCACAUUGGAUUCUCUUUGUUUGAGAUCACCGAGCAAUACAAGGAGCAGAAGGGGAAGUUCCCGGCUUCGUUCUUCAGCAGACACUCGCCCGUUGCCCAAACUGCGACCUACAUGAACGCCCGCGAGGUGAUCGAGUUUCUCUUUUUGAAGCCCGGUGAAUACCUGAUCGUGCCGUCUACCUUCAACGCCAACGAGACCGCCUCCUUCAUCCUGACCAUCUACUCGAAAGCAGAGACCCAGUGCUAUGAGAAUUCUGCUGAAUACAGGUUUGAGCAAGUUGAAAAGCCAAAGAUCAUUAAAAAUUCUGGGGAGGACGACAAUAGGAAGAAAUUAUUCCGCCAGUACUCCGAUAAGUUUGAGGAAGUGGACGCUGAGCAGCUCCAGGAGCUUCUGAACGGAAAGAUCCUGAAAGGUUCGGACCAUGGCACUGAUGCCAAAGACAUUCAAACUCAUGCAAAAACUCUCCCAGAGUCUCCAAUUUUACUUACUAAAAACCCAUUUUCUUUUUCAGGUCACCUGAAAUCUGGAUUCAGUAUCGAUGCCUGUCGCAGCAUGGUGGCUCUGAUGGACACAUCGAUCACAGGGAAACUGAACAGUGAGGAAUUUGUCCGCCUCUGCAACAAAGUGGAAAAAUACAAGGGCAUUUUCUUCCUCACUGACGUCUCAAAGACAGGAACUCUGUCGCUGAGGGAGCUGAGAAAUGCCUUCAUAGCUUCAGGAAUGGGCGUCUGCGAUGAAAUGCUCAAUCUGAUGGCCCUGCGCUACGGCGCCUCCUCUGGACACAUGACUCUGGAGAGCUUCAUCAGUCUCAUCAUUCGCUUGGACUGCAUGCAGAAAAUCUUCACAAGGAUGUGUCGUGGAGAACAAAUGAGUCUUCAGCACUCUGAGUGGAUGGCCAUCUCCAUGUACACUUAGUGGAGUGGAGAGGUUGGACGCACGCUCAUCGGAGAGAAAAAAAGAAAGUGCUUCCUUCAAACUGUGCCGUGUAAACAAGGCGCCGUCCUCUGUGCAUGUUUCUUCCAUGCAACUGAUCAUGUAGUCAAAGGAAACAGUGUAUCCUCUUAUAUGUGAAACCUUAUUCAGUGGCAUGUUGACUUUCAGCUUUGUUAUGUUAUUUGAGUGCCAGUGUUCAUGAUCUGAAAUGUACAUGCUUAUAAAGUCCAGAUUUUGUACCAACAUAAAGUUAUGUGCUUGGCAUGCAUUCUGACUGAACAUUUUUAAGAUGGAAAUAAUAAAACUCAAUGUGAAUAUUCAGGGCAGGUCUGUACACAUUGAUAUUGUGCUUGGAUGUGACAAGCUGGCUGCAAUUUCUUUCUCUUUAUAUCAGAGUCUCUCAUAAAGAUUUUCUAUGCAUAAAGACCUGAGUAAAUCAGUCCUCCCUCAGAAAUCUGUGUAUUUUACUGUCUUUCUUUCUUUUUUAAUGUUUGCUGGAGGUUAGAGUGAAUGCUUUGAGAUUAUGACCACUGAGAGUGAUACUGAAAAUGUCUUU
This is a messenger RNA of Salarias fasciatus (jewelled blenny), 2936 nucleotides long. Its product is annotated as calpain-1 catalytic subunit-like. Gene Ontology annotation, biological process: proteolysis. The transcript has 21 exons. The record is from RefSeq and is a predicted model, not a curated record. Gene Ontology annotation, cellular component: cytoplasm. Gene Ontology annotation, molecular function: calcium-dependent cysteine-type endopeptidase activity; calcium ion binding. The coding region runs from base 182 to 2362 and encodes 726 amino acids. Lineage: Eukaryota; Metazoa; Chordata; Actinopteri; Blenniiformes; Blenniidae.